This is a messenger RNA of Diaporthe citri, 351 nucleotides long. RefSeq lists its product as uncharacterized. Lineage: Eukaryota; Fungi; Ascomycota; Sordariomycetes; Diaporthales; Diaporthaceae. The record is from RefSeq and is a predicted model, not a curated record. The coding region runs from base 1 to 351 and encodes 116 amino acids. The transcript has a single exon.
AUGUGGCCAUCAUCAUCCUCUUCUGUUGUCUCUUCCUCCUCAUCUGUAUCUGUGUCAGACUGGCCAUCAUAUUCACAGUCGCCAUCCGAGUCGAAAUGCACCUCCGGCGAGCGCCAGAUCGAAAAGUUCAGGUUCUGGCGGGAUAGGCUGGGGGUGUUGAAGCAGGCCUUCGACGAGACGACCCCAGGCUCGAUGUCGCAGUGGUGGCACGAUCGUCGCAACGGGCCGCGGUGGUUUACCUUCUGGGUCGCCGGUGUUGCGCUGAUAUUUGCCCUACCAGCACUGUUCCCGACAAUGGUGCAGGCAGUCGAAGGUGCUCUUCAGGUGUACCUGGCCUACCACCCUAAAUGA